Molecule: messenger RNA, 2475 nt
Organism: Seriola dumerili (greater amberjack)
Lineage: Eukaryota; Metazoa; Chordata; Actinopteri; Carangiformes; Carangidae
Gene: tmx2b
Product: thioredoxin-related transmembrane protein 2-B
Exons: 8
Coding region: 100-1008 (302 amino acids)
Biological process (GO): brain development
Cellular component (GO): membrane-bounded organelle
Molecular function (GO): disulfide oxidoreductase activity
Source: RefSeq, a predicted model, not a curated record
UUGAGUUGGUCAUAUUAAGCUAACGGCUGCAUCACCUUUAGCUCCCUGUGUUUGGGGUUCACUUCCCGUUUUAGUGAUAGUACGAUCAUUAAUUAGAAAAUGGCUCUGCUAACGCCUUUAUUUGCUUUCCUGUAUCACCUGCCGCAGGUGUACAAGUGGCUGCUGAAGCCCUACUAUGUAGCUUCUCUCUUUAUGUCUGUAGCCUUUCUAGCUGUCCGCAAGACGCCUGGCAUCUGUGACCAUCUGGCCACACAGCGAGAGGACGGCAACUCCUGCGACUUCGACUGGAGAGAAGUGGAGAUUCUCAUGUUCCUCAGUGCCAUCGUCAUGAUGAAGAACAGAAGAGCAAUAACGGUGGAGCAGCAUGUGGGCAACAUCAUCCUGUUCAGCAAAGUGGCCAAUGUCAUCCUGUUCUUCAGACUGGACAUCAGGAUGGGAUUGCUCUACCUGACACUCUGCAUAGUGUUCCUGAUGACCUGUAAGCCUCCACUUUACAUGGGACCAGAGUACAUCAAAUACUUCAGCGACAAAACCAUCGAUGAUGAGCUGGACAGAGACGGUCGUGUGACAUGGAUUGUUGAGUUUUUCGCCAACUGGUCUCCAGAGUGCCAGUCCUUCGCUUCUGUCUAUGCUGAUCUCUCUCUCAAGUAUAACUGUGCCGGCCUCAAGUUUGGCAAAGUGGACAUCGGACGUUAUGGAGAGGUUUCCAAGAAGUACAAGGUGUCGACGUCUCCGCUGUCCAAGCAGCUCCCGUCUCUGGUGUUGUUCCAGGGAGGGAAGGAGGUGAUGCGACGCCCCCAGGUGGACAAGAAGGGGAGAGCCGUGUCAUGGAGCUUCACUGAGGAGAACAUCAUCCGAGAGUUCAACCUGAAUGAACUGUACCAGAAAUCCAAGAAACUCAGCAAGACAAAAGAAGACAAAGUCGGCCAGUCCCAGUUCCCACCAGUCCCAGAGGAAGAGGAGCCAGAGCAGCAGAAGGAAGAGUCCGAGUCCAAGAAGGACAAAUAGGACGUUUUGUUUCACUCAGCUUCAACGUCUGGACGGAACUUUUGAGUCCAGGUUAGCUCCUCCACCCCCUCUUUGCGGUCCUCCUCUAAGUGUUCAGUUUAUUCCCUCAUAGAUCAGCACAGCACUGGAGUCAGUGUGGAUCACUGACCGAGAUGGACUUGAUUGAGAGUUCAGCCUCUUUUCAGCACCAUUUACACUAAACCUCCUUUAAACCCAGUAUUUCAACACAUGUGCAGCUACAGUGACCUCGGUCUGUUUUAUCUUUUUAGACCUGAGCUGAGAGAAUAGGUGUACAUGUUAGUGGAGAAGCAAACUGAGAUGCAGUAAACCAGCUGAAGAGGGCUGUAACUCUGUAAAGUGGAAAUGUGCUGUGCUGACCUGCUGUGUUUGUCAGGUUGUCAGCGUCGACACAGCACAUUUCUGAAGCUGUGAAGUCUGAGAGAGUCCGUUAAGUUCCUACUAAUUAACACUGAGGGAGCAAAGAAUGUGAUGUUACUUUUAUUGAUUUAGAUUUUUUACGCAACUAAUUUAAUUCUGAGUAGAUGUUUCUGUUGAAAUCAUUUAAUGACAAACCGUAUAUUCAUGUUAACUAAGUUCUAACUCUGGUUCACACACGUGUGUGUGUGUGACGUAGAAUUCAUUUUGCAGUGUUAAAUGUUCCUCUUGACACAAUAUGGGAGCACUUGUUUAACAUCACCACAUCUGCAUGAGACAGGUGGAGUUAGUCAAGUUUACUUAUAGCUGGACAGCAUCUCCAUUCAUCUCCACAGACUGUGCUGUUGUGGACAGAAGCUCUGCGCCACUGUCAUUCAAACUUUCCUGACAAAAACAUUCCAGCGAUUCAAUUCACUUUAUUAUUUUUUUUUACAGAUUCCUUCUGUCCUUUGUUGUUACUUUUUUAAAAUUCAUAUUCAUUGUAUUUGUGUAUUGGACAGAGAUGAACACGUCUUCAGCUGUCAGUUGUUAUGUCCAUGUUCAUGCCAUGACGCACAUUUUCUUAUUUGAAGGUUUUAUACUGAUUUGGUACCUAAGGUCUUAUGAUGAUAAUAAUAAUAUAAUAAUUAAAAACUAAAUCAAGUUACAGCCUGUGUAUCUACAGUGUAGUUCCUUAUUGGUUGUCACUAACAAGGUACCUUUUUAUGUUUUUAGCUGUGCUUGAGCUUCAACCUGCACUCUGUGUUUUUUCUCAACCUCUGUGGGUCAGGCUCUGUUUGGAGCUCCCAAAAUUCCCAUGAGCUCUGCAAGUAGAAGGAAGUCAAGAUGGUAUGUGAAUCUGAACAUAGCAGUUUAUUUGUAUUUUAUUUGAUUGUAUGAGCUCGGCAGACACUGUUUUGUAUGAACUUAAGAACAGGCAGCUUUAUGCUCCUGCCGUACGGUCCAAUCCACCGGACACUACCUGGGGCUCGUGCUGAAUGUAACCACAGAACCCCCAGUUGGUUUAGUCCAAUAAAGUUUAUUCAAACAAGA